Molecule: messenger RNA, 885 nt
Organism: Ceratitis capitata (Mediterranean fruit fly)
Lineage: Eukaryota; Metazoa; Arthropoda; Insecta; Diptera; Tephritidae
Gene: Ssu72
Product: RNA polymerase II subunit A C-terminal domain phosphatase SSU72
Exons: 3
Coding region: 110-697 (195 amino acids)
Biological process (GO): termination of RNA polymerase II transcription
Cellular component (GO): mRNA cleavage and polyadenylation specificity factor complex; nucleus
Molecular function (GO): RNA polymerase II CTD heptapeptide repeat phosphatase activity
Source: RefSeq, a predicted model, not a curated record
CUGCUUGUCAUCGCCGGCUUUGCUGUCAAUUACACUUUAAUUUUCUCUGAAACAAUUUUUUACCUUUGACUAAAUAAAUUACUAAACAUAUUUAAUAAUCGCUGUUAAAAUGUCAAAUAACACCAAUUUAACAGUAGCUGUGGUCUGUUCCUCCAAUAUGAAUCGUUCAAUGGAGGCACAUCAUUUUCUAGCGAAGAAGGGCUUCAAUGUGCGUUCCUUUGGUACGGGUGAACGUGUAAAAUUGCCGGGCACAGCCAUUGACAAACCAAAUGUUUAUGAAUUUGGUACUCCAUACGACAGUAUAUACCAGGAUCUUUUAACAAAAGAUAAGCAAUAUUACACACAGAACGGUUUACUGCACAUGCUCGAUCGUAAUCGAAGGAUUAAAAAAUGUCCUGAACGUUUUCAGGAGUGCAAAGAACAGUUCGAUAUUAUAGUGACUGUGGAGGAGCGCGUAUACGACCAAGUUCUCGAACACAUGGAAUCAUGUGAUCCCAUCGAUAAUCGUCCCGUGCAUGUCUUCAAUGUCGAUAUCGAGGAUAAUCAUGAAGAGGCUUUAAUGGGUGCUUUUCUCAUAACGGAUAUGAUAAAUAUGAUGGCGAAAUCAAAUGAUCUGGAUAAUGAUAUUGACGAACUGUUGCAGGAAUUUGAAUCUCGUCGUAAUAAAACUGUUUUGCAUUCGGUGCUUUUCUACUGACAAUUGUUCAAAUUGUAGAUGGAAAUUCAAAUACGAGUACGUCUGCGUUGCAAAAAUAUAAAAUGGAAAUCACUAAGUGUGUUGUUGUCAUAAUUUGUAUUGUUAACGCAAAAAAGCCAAACGGUGGAAAAGAUAUCCUAUAAUUGUAUGUAAAAUUACUAUAAAAAUAAGAUUAAAAAAAAGUGAAA